Molecule: messenger RNA, 318 nt
Organism: Loa loa (African eye worm)
Lineage: Eukaryota; Metazoa; Nematoda; Chromadorea; Rhabditida; Onchocercidae
Exons: 2
Coding region: 1-318 (105 amino acids)
Source: RefSeq, a predicted model, not a curated record
AUGAAGUGUGAUGAUGUCCUUCACUUUUCUUUUUUUCCUGGUGUAGAAGAGGAAAUGAUGAUGAUGGUGGUGGUGGUGGAAGGCAAGAUUUUCUUGAUGCUAAAAACUAAAAUGAUAAAGCUUAAAGAUGAUGCAAAUGUUAAGGAAGAGCUUAAGAUUGAGGCAGAAAAUGAUGAUGAUGAUAAUAGUAAUAAUAAUAAUAAUGACAUUGAUGAUGAUGAUGAUAAUGAUAGUGGAUGUUUAACUGAUAAAGAUGUUCAGAUUAAGCCUGAGAGGAAAGUAAUGAUGAUUUUCAAGUGGGAAAGAUGUUCAAACUAA